This is a messenger RNA of Cyphellophora attinorum, 1848 nucleotides long. RefSeq lists its product as uncharacterized. Lineage: Eukaryota; Fungi; Ascomycota; Eurotiomycetes; Chaetothyriales; Cyphellophoraceae. The transcript is spliced from 4 exons. The record is from RefSeq and is a predicted model, not a curated record. Bases 1 to 1848 code for a protein of 615 amino acids.
AUGUCUGCGUUCGCCCGCAACUGGGUCAAUGUACUCAUGCGAUGUAUACAAGGCAAGGCUCAUCUCGAACAACAGUUUGAUGUCCGUCCAACCUUGCCUCGGGCGGACACUGAGGGAGUGGAUCCUCUAUCGCAUCGCGAGGAGCCACCGCCAAACCAUCCUGCAUCAACCCACGAGCCACAUGAUACUGGGCUUCAAGCCGAGCAACAUUCACACGACACGCGCACUAGACGAGGCGCGGUCAUCGAAGACGGGCUCCAGGAUCAACCUAGCUUCCAACCGCCUCCUAGCGAGUCCGAUUACGUGGAGGCAAAAUCAGACCAGCACGCCAGACCCAGUCUGCCAGUCCUGAAUGACCCCGAGUUAGCGCAAACAGAACUCAAGCGUGUGUUCACUGAGGCAAAGCAUAACUCGAACUGGUUUGUCCUUCUGUGUCGUCGGCUACUGAGUCGAUCGCCCAUUGGCCACGGAGUCACCAACGGGUUGGGCUUCGCCGCUUCGUUGCCUACAGUCCUUGCCAGUGCCGCGCUGCACCACUAUGACACAGGUUUCGAGCAGAACAAGGAUUUGUACGUCCUGGAGUACACAUACAGAGAGUUCCACUUGAGAGCUUCUAAAUUGUGCCAAUUUGACAAUAUCGGAAGCUUGAAGAAGCAUCUGAUCUCCACCACUCAGCCGUGUGAUCUCCGACUCAUAUCGUGCAACAACAGAGAGUCACUGGAUCACCUCGUGCACGACUUUGGCAUCAAUAACAUCAGUCAUGAGGGAGGUGAGAAGAGCGUGCGUGAAUGGAUGCGAGCAGACGCCAGCUCUCGUCGCGCUGCUGGUAAGGCCAUGAAAUGGAGGCCUUCUUAUGACGACACAAGAAAGAUGAUAUGCAGCGCUUUUGCGCUAGACUUUGGGAAAGUGCUCGUUCCGAAUUCAUCCAACUCCUGGAGCAGGAACAAGGAGGCAGACGCAGAUCUUGCUGAAAGCACUCAUCCACAGCGUGUUGCUGUGUACAUGCAACGGAAAGCAGCUACUGUGACAACCAGCAACGCUGAGGCCGGAGGCCUCCGUGUCAUGCCCAGUGGCACCACCGGUGCUUCACAUCCAUAUGCCUUUCGAAGUGUCGGUAUCGACAAGCUCCGAGGCCUAGAGAUCUCCAAUUCAGAUCCAUCGGCCGCCAUCUGUGAAGCUAUGCAGUUCAUCAUCCUGCAUGUCACAAGUGGUGUCUACCGCCUAUGGAACCAGCAAUUGCACCUCCUGGACGAGCCACACAGCGAGCUCGAAGAUCAUAUAUUCUCACAACCGUCGGAUCCAAGCCGUGCGCGCGAAGUCUGGAGGAUGUCGCAGCGCCUCCACGAUAUGUCCAAGCUGCUAGAGCGUCAUAAGAGUAUCAUCGAAUUUGUCCAAGACGACUUCUUGCCCUUCGCAGAACUGCCGUACGUGGAAGACGAAGCAAAGGAAGCAAAGUGGCUUGACCGAAUCAUCGAAGAAUUUCAAGAUCUCUCCGCGACAAUCCGCGCCGACUAUGUAGACACAAUGGAGCGAAUGAUCGACCUCAUUGGCUUCUUCGGAAUGAAUGUUGACACCUUCCAGCCUGUGGCUCCGAGCAUGAAGUGGUACUUCAUCGCAGCAGCCCCACUACUGGUGUCGGUGGUCGCAUUCUGGUUCAGUGUAAGGACUUUUGCGCCUGCGAGCAAGCGAGCAGAUCUGGCGAUGGAGAUGACCGAGACAGCCGCGCCGUGGUCGACCAGGGCUGCGGCAAGCGGCAGACACGACGCCACAGGGCCAGGUGAGGAUGGAUCAGAUUUCAGCAGUCGCAAGCACUGGCGUUGGCGGCCGGAAGGAUGGGGAGGGUGGUGA